AUGUUGAGUUCCUUUUCAGCUACCGAUGUCCUAGCUAGAGUGCAGAAGGCCCUGCAACGCUAUCGUCCAAGGCGACUAUACCAGCCGUAUUCGGGGAGUCCUCUCUUCGACAAUUUCCUCGCAUCUCCUCAGUUAGGAAAUGUCGCUACGAUUCUCCUCCUCCAGAGUCAUGUUUCCACAUUUUUGAGUAAUGAGUACUCCAUCAAGGCGCCGGAACACGUCGUAGUUGAUGAAGCGCCUUUCACCAGCGACGACAUCUAUGAGAUCGAUCAGGUCGCGCUUGCAGAAAGCCUCACUCAAUUCAGAAAGGCCUUGAAUGGUCCCAAACUACGAACUACCUUGAAAGCACUCACGUCCAACAAGGCUCAGACGCUGAGUCUUAGAGCUGCCGUUCAACCCGUGGGUGGUGAUAAACUCGCGCUGGUCCUAACGCUCCGUAAGAGCACAGUUUUCGACCUGGUGUACAAGAAGUUUUUCACCAACCAGUACUGCAUGAGAUCGCAAAAAAUUAAUGGUGGCAAGUGCUCAAUACUGGAGCUCAAUUGGAUGGUGGCGUGCACUCAACAUCUGUUCGUCUCCACUGGAGCUCAACUCAUGUUGUUUGUCCACUACCCAGGUGGCACUAAAAUGAAUUUGAGUUUUGCCUCUGCGAACAGUUCCAUCAGCCAGGCGUUGUGCGCCCUCUUCUAA
Molecule: messenger RNA, 690 nt
Organism: Mesocestoides corti
Lineage: Eukaryota; Metazoa; Platyhelminthes; Cestoda; Cyclophyllidea; Mesocestoididae
Source: the annotation of a GenBank genome assembly